GAGCAAUCUUUGUUUUUGUGAGUAAAGUUAUGUUUUUUGGGCCAUUUUGACUUCACUUUCUGUUCCAACCAACAAGGGACUUCCAAAACCGCAUCCUCUGCUUUUUACAUCCAGUAUAGACACAAUGGCAUCUGCUGCAGUUUGGAAUGCAGACAACGGCUUCGUGGACGGAAUUCUGAGAGGAUACAAGUCUGGAAUCCUUAAUUCCUCCCACUAUCUCAAUCUGACACAGUGCGAAACGGUUGAAGACGUUCGACUUCAGCUUAGUGCUACUGACUAUGGCAACUUUCUACAAAACGAGCCUUCGCCAAUAUCUACGUCCACGAUCUCAGAAAAGCUUACACAGAAAUUGGUCGCCGAAUUUGACUUCCUCAGAACCCAAGCUGUCCAACCUUUGGCCAAGUUUUUAGAUUAUAUAACCUAUUCUUAUAUGAUCGAUAAUGUCGUGUUGCUGAUCACCGGAACUUUGCAUGAGCGCGAUACUCACGAACUUUUGGAUCGUUGCCAUCCUCUUGGCGUGUUUGACACUAUGCCAGCACUUUGUGUAGCAACUACCGUGUCUGAACUCUACAACACCGUCUUGAUCGAAACCCCUUUGGCACCCUACUUUGCCAACUGCCUCAGUGCUCAGGAUUUGGACGAAUUGAACAUUGAAAUCAUUCGCAACACAUUGUAUAAAGCCUAUCUUGAAGAUUUCUAUGAUUUUUGCCAAAAGAUCGGUGGCCCCACAGCUGAGAUUAUGGGUGACAUCCUUCAGUUUGAAGCCGAUCGACGCACUAUCAACAUCACAAUCAACUCUUUCGGUACUGAGCUUCCCAAAGAGGAUCGAAAAAAACUAUAUCCCAACAUUGGUAGAUUGUUCCCAGAAGGAAAUGCUGCCCUUGCAACAGCUGAUGAUAUUGAUCAAGUAAAGACAGCUUGCGAAGUCUUUUCGGAAUACCGAGUUUUCUUUGAUCAAGCCGUCAGCGAAUCGACUAUGGAAGACAAGUUUUUCGCACAUGAAGUAUUCUUGAACCGCCUCGCAUGGCAACAACAGUUCCACUUUGGAACCUUCUAUGCGUAUGUUAAAUUGAAGGAGCAGGAAAUUCGUAACAUUGUAUGGAUUUCCGAGUGUAUAUCUCAAAACCAAAAGGACAGAAUUUCAAGCUACAUUUCUAUAUUCUAGAUAGAAACUUUUUUUUAGUUUUCGAAAUCAACACUUCCUAUAAAAAAAUCGAAUUAAACAUCUUCCUCAUUUGCACCUACGCUUAAUUCCAUCAUUUUUGAAGUA
Messenger RNA from Umbelopsis ramanniana AG, 1270 nucleotides. RefSeq lists its product as uncharacterized. Gene Ontology annotation, cellular component: proton-transporting V-type ATPase, V0 domain; vacuolar proton-transporting V-type ATPase complex; fungal-type vacuole membrane. NCBI's taxonomy places the organism in Eukaryota, Fungi, Mucoromycota, Umbelopsidomycetes, Umbelopsidales, Umbelopsidaceae. The record is from RefSeq and is a predicted model, not a curated record. Gene Ontology annotation, biological process: vacuolar transport; proton transmembrane transport; vacuolar acidification. The transcript has 6 exons. The coding region runs from base 125 to 1165 and encodes 346 amino acids. Gene Ontology annotation, molecular function: proton-transporting ATPase activity, rotational mechanism.